UCUCGUGUACUGAGCGCAAGGACCUACAUGCAAAUUAUGGUCUACAAUGACCAACUGUUAUGUGCAAGAGCGAAUUCAUCGUUCAUUGUAGCAGUAGUGGACAAAAGUGUUUAUAAAACAACCGGAGCUAUCGAUAUCAAUCAAGAUGCGGUUCCCAAUCGAGAUUCUCAGCCUGAGCACUCUCGUUCCUGCAUUGAGCAUCCGCCCACGGACAUAUAGCCAGCUUCCUCUCCCAUCCCGCCUCGUAUAUCAGUUUGAGGAGAACAACAAUUGGAUCGAGAACAUUGCCGUCCGAAGCAAUGGAGACCUUCUCCUUUCCAUGCUGACUAGUCCCGAUGUCUACCUGCUCAGUGGCCCACAGACCGACUCACCAAAGCUAACCCUCCUGCACCAUUUCGACACCCUCACCGGCUUGCUUGGUAUCACAGAGGCCCAACCGGAUGAUUUCAUCGUCGUCGGUGGAAACUUCUCAGGCAUCGGCGUCGCAAUCCCCCGCACCUCGUCCGUCUGGCUGAUGAGCCUCGGUCGCGUCUCCAAGGUCGUGGACAUUCCCGAAAUCGACUUCGCAAAUGGCAUGGCUGCUCUCCCAUGGAACAGGGACAUCGUCCUAGUGUCCGACUCCUCAAACGGCCAGAUCUUCCGCCUCGACACGAAGAAAGGAACGUACGAGGUUGUCAUUGACAUUCCCGAGAUGCACGUCACUCCGGAUGCCAAGCUACCCAUUGGUGUCAACGGCGUGCGCAUAAAGGGCCACACGCUCUACUGGAGCAACAGCGCGAGGAAGACGCUUUUCAAGGCUCGUCUGGAUGAAAGUGGCGCCAUCGCUAGUGGAGCAAAGGUUGAGACCAUUGCCACCCUUGACGUCGCGUUCAUCGACGACAUUUCCGUCGAUGAGUACGACAACAUUUGGGCUGUCACGAACCUCGACAACAGGCUCAUCGUUGUGACGCCCGAUGGCAAGAGCACCGUCGUCGAAGGCGCAGUGGAUUCGUUGGCCGUGGCUGGCGACACUGCGUCCUCGUUUGGGAGAACGCCAGAGGACAGUGAGAUACUGUAUGUCGUCACUGGUGGUGGUUUGGGAGCCCCGGUUAAUGGAACGAUAACGGAGCCUGGAAAAGUCGUCGCCGUCGACACAAAGGGAUUUUUCCUCUAGGGCAUCAGGG
This is a messenger RNA of Aaosphaeria arxii CBS 175.79, 1163 nucleotides long. RefSeq names its product calcium-dependent phosphotriesterase. NCBI's taxonomy places the organism in Eukaryota, Fungi, Ascomycota, Dothideomycetes, Pleosporales. Bases 146 to 1153 code for a protein of 335 amino acids. The transcript has 2 exons. The record is from RefSeq and is a predicted model, not a curated record.